Messenger RNA from Belonocnema kinseyi, 3934 nucleotides. Its product is annotated as ATP-dependent RNA helicase DHX30-like. The record is from RefSeq and is a predicted model, not a curated record. The transcript has 13 exons. The coding region runs from base 390 to 3740 and encodes 1116 amino acids. NCBI's taxonomy places the organism in Eukaryota, Metazoa, Arthropoda, Insecta, Hymenoptera, Cynipidae. Gene Ontology annotation, cellular component: cytoplasm; nucleus; intracellular anatomical structure. Gene Ontology annotation, molecular function: G-quadruplex RNA binding; DNA helicase activity; ATP binding.
CGCCAAAAACGGAUAUUUGAAUCUGCUACACUUCCGUUCGCAACUUCGCACAUUGCGAAACAACAUUGUACAUGCAAGAGGCAAGAGCACGUGUUUGUGUUGGUGUCCUCCGCCAUUGUAUGUCAUCAUGUGCGGUCAAGUGCUUGGAUUUUUUAAAAUGAAUAUUGUUUAAUAAUUGUUCAGCUGUUAGCCAGGAAAAAAGACAACCGCAUUGUUGUACGUCUUUAAUUUUAAUAGGAUACUAUUUUGGACGUGCCAUGUUAAACGCAUAGAAUAAUUCUUUUCUAAAAAUGCAACCCUAACCUGUGAGGCGACUUAGGGAGAAAAGCUUUACAGUUAGCAAUACUGUAUUUUAAAGAAUCGCAUUAACUAAUCAGCUAAAAUACAAAAUGUUGCGUUUACAAAGUAUCGUUAACGCAAGCGACUCGCUCUGUUUUUCUUCGAUUGGAAGAAGAAAAGCGUUAAAAAGCGUAGGCAGCGCACAGAAUUUAAUUUUCAGGGCGCUUAUCACAAAUAGAAACGAAAAUAUCUUGUCUUCAGUUUCAUCGACGUCUACUACUAGUAGACUCUUAUUUAGAAAUUCCAUUUGGUUAAAGAUGCCAUGUAUGAAUGAAAUUCAUACACAAAUAAUACCGCGCUGUCAGGCUGGUAAAACUAAUCAAAUGAAUAACAUAAAUCUCAAAAUUGAAUUGAAUGAGGACGCGGAAAUAGCUGAUAAUGAAAAAAAUGGAGCGGGACCAAGAAGGCAUCAUAGCGAGAAACAGCUGCUUCAUAAACAAACUGCUUACCAUACAGAAAUUCUCAAGGAAUUUCCGAUACCGGUUUCUUCAUUGCAUAGCAUCUACUCGAUAGUCCAGUCACAGCUGAAACUCGAGCAAGCCAUUACUUUUACCUACGCAGAAAAGAAGCAAAAAUGGACUUGCAAUUGUACAGUGAAGUGGCCAGAAGAGCGGGUUUUUACUGCUACGGAUCGUUCGAAAAGAGGGUCGGCAUCUGCAGUAGCUUUACAAUGUUUGAACUGGCUGAAGGAAUCAGGAAAAUUAAAGAAUGGCUUGCCGGUUGUUUUUGAUGUAAGAAAAAUACAGUCGUCAUUGCGACAACCUUCUAGAAUACACCUCGAACUUCAGUUGCAAAAGAAAGUUGAGGAAUUACUUCACAAAUAUGAGACUUCCGUCAAACCAAUCAUAGCAAAAGCUGAAUUACCAAAGUUUGAGCUAACGGAGGAUGAUGCAGAUGUUGGCAAUUAUUCGAGAGAUAGUUGGACUGCCACUCUUAGGCAUAGGAAUAUUAUCAACAGGCCUAAAAUACAUUCUGAUGAUAGAAAUUCCGAACUUUAUAAGAGACUGCAAGAGAGGAAACCUGUUGGUUAUGAAUUACCCAUCAAUUCGUACAAGGAUGAAAUCCUGAAGCAGAUAGAAAAUAAUCAGAUAGUUCUGAUCAAAGGAGACACGGGUUGCGGGAAAACGACUCAAGUUCCUCAAUUCAUUAUAGAUAGUUUUACGAAAAAAGGUCAAGCCAGCAAAUGUAAUAUCGUAGUUACCCAACCUCGAAGAAUUUCUGCAACUUCACUUGCAGAUCGUAUUGCUCGCGAAAGAGGAGAAAGGUUAGGCGAUGUGGUUGGCUACAAAGUCAAGUUGCAACAACAUCUUCCCCAAACUCCCGGCGCGAUUUUAUUUUGCACGACUGGUGUAUUGCUCAAAAAAAUGCAGGACAAUCCCGACUUGAUUGGCUGUUCGCAUCUUAUCCUCGACGAAGCGCACGAAAGAAAUGUCGAUAUUGACAUGCUUCUAGCACUAUUGAAGCGGGUUGUGAAGAAAAACAGGGACAUCAAGAUCAUUAUAAUGUCGGCGACUUUAAAUGCGGACCUUUUUCAAAAUUACUUCGAAUGUGCGAGUUUAGAAAUUCCGGGAAAGUCAUACCCCGUGAAAAUGCACUUUGCAGAAGAUAUUGCUGAGCUGGUUCGUGCAAAAUGGAUUUUUGAAGAACCAGAGCAAAAGUACUAUCGGCCUCAAGUGGAGAGCGAUAAAGUGGCAAAGGUGGUGCAGUGGAUAAGUGAUAAUAAACCACAGGGCGCUAUUUUGUGCUUCCUGCCAGGAUGGACUGAAAUAGUCCAGGUGGAAAAGCUUUUAAAGGAGAAUAAUAGGAAAAGAAACAGACAAAUGGUGCUGCCUAUUCAUUCACUGUUGCCGCAUUAUGAUCAGCAAAAAAUUUUCGAGAAGCCUCCGUCGGGUGUAAGGAAAAUUAUUUUGGCCACAGACAUCGCCGAAACUGGAAUCACUGUACCGGAUGUCGUUUACGUUGUGGAUUCUGCGACUCAUAAGGAAGUUCGAUGGGAUAAAGUGAAGGAGGUCGAUACGAUGCAAAGUUAUAGGAUCUCGAAAGCAAAUCUUCAUCAAAGAAGGGGACGAGCAGGAAGAGUUCAGCCAGGUGAAAGUUUCCACUUAAUGACAAAGUCGGAAUACGAGCAAUUGAAACCAUUUCCUGCGCCUGAGAUAAAAUGUGUUUCUUUAGAAAGGGUUGCUCUCGAUUGUAAGUUAUACAGUAAGGAGAGAGUCGAGGAAUUUUUAUCAACGAUGAUCGAUCCUCCCGAUAAGCACGUUGUACGUACUUCUGUAGAAAAUCUUAUAAAGUUGGGAGCUUUGGAUAAGGAGGAGAAUCUCACAGCCCUCGGUAAAAAAAUGGGCAUGCUGACCCUUUCUCCUAUUCUUGGAAAAACCCUGAUUUAUUCCAGUAUUUUUAACUGUGUGGAUCCGAUUUUGACGUUAGUAACCUUAUUUUCGAUGAACAUCGAGAUCUUCAGAAAUGCUUUGAUACGUAAAGAUGAGAUUCGAUCUGUAAAAAGACGCUUCAGCUCUUCCAGUGACCAUCUUGCUUUGAGCUGGUUAUACAUGCAGUGGGAAGCUUUUAUGAAAAAAGACGAAGCACUCGCGGAAAAGUUUGCUGACGAAACUGGACUCAAUCACAUGCGAAUGUUUACUGUGAAAAAACUGAGAAAUCAACAUUCGCAACAUCUUGGCUCCGUGUUAGGAAUAAGGGAGAGUGUAGAAGAUGUUCCUACUCUAAAGCAAUAUUCGCAGAGCGAUGAAAUGGUGAAGGCAGUCAUUCUUUCAGGAGUUGAUCAUGUAGUAAAAUACGUAGGAUAUGAGAGGGUCCGCGACCGAUUUGUGAAAAGUAAUAGGGUUCUUCAAGACGAAAAUGGUAACGAUACGCGCACAACUCCAGAAAGUGUAAAUCAUUUGAGGGAGCAUUAUCCGACUCCUUAUUUCACUUACGUGAAGAAAACGUUUUCCGUUGAGAGGAGAAAGACGAUGAUUCGCGACUCCAGUGCGAUUAGCCCCUUGACAGUCAUGUUAUUCAGCCAGGGGCACAUUUUUGGAUAUGAGCAAAAAAAGGAGACUGAUUUAAGUACGCCGGAUAUGGAAUUGCCACGGCUUCGAGACAGCCAAAUUAUAAUUAAGGUUUCUGACAAGGAUAACGUAGCGUUGCUCUGUAGCGAAAAUGUUGCCAGCUUACUCUUUGAGUUCCGUGAUAGCAUAUGGGCUACUGUGCGCUACAUUGUAGAAAAUCAAGAACACUUCGCUUUGGAAUCUAGAGAUGUAGAAAUUGUUGAUAAUUAUAGAAAUGAAAUGCUAGAAGUACUUGACGAAAUUCUGACUGUAGCUGCCAAAAAUAUGAACUCGAACGUUCAAGACUCUAUGCAAUUCGAAUCCGAUCCCUUCGAUGUUGAAGACUCAUUUUGAUUUGUGAAAUCUCUUGCGUAGAUUAAAGUAACAUCAAAGUGCCGUUGUUCUCUGUAUAUAAUGUAGAUUAUGAUAACAUUUUUUAUAAAAUUCUGUAUUUGAAAACGAGUGAAAUCGGAUUGUUCUUCAAAGUGAAGGUCCUGGUUUGUGUAUAAAGACAAUUCGAGUACUAUUAAUAGAAACGGUUGAAGUAU